Darwinula stevensoni is the source of this 1341-nucleotide messenger RNA. The record is from the annotation of a GenBank genome assembly. NCBI's taxonomy places the organism in Eukaryota, Metazoa, Arthropoda, Ostracoda, Podocopida, Darwinulidae.
AUGAUAGGGAGCGGAGAUCGCGUCACAACGUGCGGCGCGAUCUCCGAUUCGUCACAUGAGCCGGCGUACGACGAGCCGCCGUGGUACGCGUUCGCGCGCCCCCUGACGUGGCGCGUGUGGCUGUGCGUGCUGGGCCUGUACGUGCUCGGGUCGCUCACGCUCUUCGCGGCCUCGAGGGUCAGCCCGUACGAGAGGAGGAAGGGGGAGCCGACCUCCCUCGGCGGAUGCUUCUGGUUCAUGCUCAGCUCCUUCUUCCUGAGGGGGGCGACGCAGGGGCCGCAGGCCUGGUCCUGCCGCCUGGUGGCCGUGAUCUGGUGGUGGUUCUCCGUCCUCCUGCUUUUCCUCUACGUCCACGUGGUGGCGCUGUCGUACGCGACGCAGGAAACGACGCCGCCGAUCAGGGCGGUGGAGGAUCUGGCGCGGCAGUCGGUCGUGCAAUACGGGGCGGUCGGCGGGGGGGCCACGCACGCCUUCUUCAAGGCCCACCCGGAGAACCUCCUCCGCGACUACGAGGAGGGCGUCGCCCGGGUGAAAUCCUCCAACGGGGAGUUCGCCUUCUUCAUGGAGACGCUGAGCAUGGAGUAUUAUCUGUCGAGGCAUUGCGAUCUGGCCCAGCUGGGGAAGACGAGUCGAAUGGCAACGUGGUACGACGAGAAAAAAAAAAUCCUCAACCGACGAAAGAGAAAGUUUGUCGAAUCCGCACGUCGCAACUCAGGUUCCUGGCUGAUGCCGUUGAUGUCGUCGGCGCUGUUGGAGAUGCAGGAGGACGGGAGCCUGUGGGGGCUGGACCUCAAGUGGUUUCACUUUAGGAACGAUUGUAGGGAGGAGCCCGGGAGGAGUCCGGGGUUGACGCAUAUCGACUUGUAUAACUUUGGUGGGAUCGUGUUCGUCGUCCUCCUCGGGCUCAUCUUGGCCAUCCUCGUCGCCUUCUUCGAGCUCUGCGUCUACUCCGUCGCCACCGUGAAGAAGGGGGGGAAAACUGCGCAUACGUCGGUGAGGCGGCAGAUGAAGGAGGAGUUCAGGGAAUCCCUUCGGUUGAACCCGCCGAAGAGACCGCCGCCGCCGCCGCCGGUCGAGGAGAUGGGGUGAGGGUCGCGACGACGGUGGCGCCGCUGCGACGACGGUGGCAUCGAUGCGACGACGGUGGCGCCGUUGCAGAUGUGUUUGAAAGUGUUGCGACGUUUGGGUGCCUCUGUGGGCCGAGCCCGGUCUCUCCCUCCGUAGCUGACCAAAACGGUGUUGAUCAGACAGAACAUCGUGAGACGAGACAGAACAUCGUGAGGCGAGGCAGAACAUCGUGAGACGAGGCAGAACAUCGUGAGACGAGGCAGCGUCGCGGAC